This is a messenger RNA of Macrosteles quadrilineatus (aster leafhopper), 3200 nucleotides long. Its product is annotated as E3 ubiquitin-protein ligase RAD18-like. Gene Ontology annotation, cellular component: nucleus; Rad6-Rad18 complex. Gene Ontology annotation, molecular function: single-stranded DNA binding; ubiquitin protein ligase activity. Gene Ontology annotation, biological process: DNA damage tolerance; protein monoubiquitination. The coding region runs from base 292 to 2328 and encodes 678 amino acids. The transcript has 9 exons. The record is from RefSeq and is a predicted model, not a curated record. Lineage: Eukaryota; Metazoa; Arthropoda; Insecta; Hemiptera; Cicadellidae.
UCAAAUCAACCAACAGGUUAUGUUUGUGUUCGUAUUCAAUUUAAUAAUGUUCAAAAACUGGCGAAUUCCCUGAAUGUUACUGGUGCAAAAAAUAGCUUUAAGGAUAGACCUAUUUUAUGGUAAAUUUGUUUCAUAAUAGACCCCCCAAAGUACUUGCUCCAAUAGGCCUAGAACUCUCAGUACUCUAACCUACAUUCACAGGUGAAAUGGGCUUCAUCUUUAAAUCCUAUAGUGUAUCGUAAGGGAACAAGCAAUUCUAUUCUUAUUAUGGUUUCCCCAUCAUAAAAAAAAAUGCAAAUUGAAAAUAUUAAUACAUUGUCUUUCGGUCCUGAUAUCUGCUGGCCAAAGGACUUUUCAGAGCUAAAAUUAAUCGACGACUGCCUUCGCUGCGGAAUCUGCUAUGAAUACUUCAAAACUGUAAUGGUCACACCAUGCGCUCAUUCAUAUUGCUCGAUCUGCAUCCGGAAAUAUCUAUCUUUCAAAACAGCCUGCCCUGUAUGUUUCGAAGAAGUUUUUGAAACAAGCUUAAGAAAUAACAGGAUACUAGACAGACUUGUUGAACUAUUUCUUCGCAUACGGGAUAAACUAAUAAAACAGUUGAAAAUCGCAGCAGUUCUCAACUGUAAUGAAAAGCCGGUUCCAACCCUGACACCUUCACAAAGUAACACGACAAAGAAAAUAGCCCUACCUACUGAAACGCCUAAGAACAGUACGGCAAAGAAGAUAGGCUUACCUACUGAAACGCCAAAGAACGGUAAAAAUGUAUCCACACAGGCAACCUCAUCCAAAGGGAAGUUAAACUUUUCUUUGAUGAGCACUCCUAGUUCAAGUGUGAAGAAAUCACAAAUUUCAAAGCGAUUAGAGGACAUCCUUGGAUCUCCUGCCACCAAUGGGCCUACUUGUAGCCACGAUGUAGACUCCACUCCUCUUCCUGGAUCUGAAGACCAUGAUCUGAACAUACCAACAGUUCCCACAAUGUUCCUGAAGGAACCGACCUCGAUCCAAGCCAAAACGGAUGUCCCACUGGUUACUUGCCCUGUUUGUUUGGUUGGGAUACCUGAGAGGAAUAUUAAUACUCAUCUUGACAAUUGUUUGGCGAACGCAGACAAACCUGCAAGAAGUCCUGUGAAGAAUGUACCUAAAAGAAAGCCGUUAGCCAAAAUGGUGUGGCAUAUGAUGGCGGAAAAAGAUUUGAGAAAGAAACUUAAAGAGUAUGGCCUGAACACGCAAGGUGAUAAAAAAUCUCUAAUUGCAAGGAUUCAAAGGUAUAUUGUUCUAUACAAUUCAGAAUGUGAUUCUGCAAAUCCAAGAUCCAUCGCAGACUUGAUUCGGCAAGUAGAAAGAGAAGAAAAACAACAAAAUCCACAACCUCUACAGUUUCAGAGAGUUGUCACCAAGAAAUCUGAUCCCAAGGUCAUUGAAGAGGAAAAUAAUAAGUACAUUCAAGAAAACAAGGACAGUUUCAAGAAACUUAUUGAAGCUAUGCGACAGAGGGAAGGACGUAACAUUAAACCCUUGCGACCCAUAAACAGGCUCUCUAGUGAUGAUGAGGGUGAAGACGAUCGGAAGACGAAGGAUCGUGAGAAGAUAUCUAACAAUUCAAAUGGACCUUUAGAAAUUUUGGUUGACUUGUGUUCAAGAUCUUCAUCGCCUGUACUUGAUUCAUGGACUACCAAAGCUGUAGAAAAUGACCGAGCUGCAGAAACGGUCACUCCUGAAAAUCUUGACCAGCUCUCGGAUGAUUCUAUUUGUGAUAUUUUCCAACCAGACAUCAACCAUGAUUCAAAAACUUUUAAAAAAGAUAGGUCUAAUAAAGAUUGCGGUGUGAGCCUGUUGGAUGAGGGGGAUGAUUUUGAGGCUGAAGCGAAUGAGCUAGAAUGUUAUGGAGAAGAAGACACCAAGUUUCAAGAAAGUGCAAGAGUGUUAGAUGAAGGUGAUGAUUUUUGUGAUGCAGAAGAUUUGUUUAACUCUUCCCCCUCCAGACCUCCAGCACCUAGUUGUAUAAUUAGAACCCACUCGGAGAGUGAAAGCGACAAUAGUAUUAGUAUUCUCAUAGAUCAAAAUUUAGAUACUGAGUUGUGCAAUCAAGUCGAACGAACCUCUGAAAAUUGUGGACUGGAGUUUACCGAGAAAGUUGAAGGGACAGAAAACCCUGACAAUGAUCCAGACUUUGUGGUCAACACAGAAGAUCAAGAACAAGGGGACAGUGAAGAAGUGUUAAUACCUCAGAGGAAACCUGGGACAAGGAAUCAACGAAAAAGGAAAGAAAGUCCAGUCAUAAAUGAAAUCCCUAGUCCAAGACGAUCAAGACGGAGAGUGCACAAGUGAGCAAUUAGUUAACUUGUAAACUGUAAGUUUUAUCUAAACAAAACCGAUCAAGAAUCCAUCACAAAUCCACUUUCUAAGGGUAUUUGGUUAACAAUUACAAAAAAGCUGAGAUUUCUCUUUAUUAAUCUUUUUUAAUUGAAAAAUAACUAUAAUCAAAUUGUGAUUUAAAAUUUGGUAAAAGAGAUGGUUCAAAACUCCUGAAAACGCAAAAAAUCUCAGCAUAAUUAAAACAAAAUUUUAAAAACAUUAAAAAUAUAUUUUGAAAACAUUGUUUUAUAGCUGUGCACAUUCAAUCUUUUGAAGGUGGGAUCUUGAAAUAUUUUCUUCUUAAAAAAUAUGUUAAUUAUGGAAACAUUUUUGGUGUUUUGAAUUGGGUGGCGGAUUAAAAAUUAAUUGAGGCCUGCAAAAUAUUUUUGUAAGGGCUAAAAAAUUUAAAAAUCUGCUAAAUUAAAUUAAAAAAUUAAUUAUUGUUGUUACGCAAUCAUUUUUUUAAUGUACCCUCUCAAAUUUUUCCUUUUGUUGUGGCUUUGUUACAAAAAAUUGAUUGAUGAAUGAAUUUACUUUUUGGGUUUUAAUUUGGUUGAAGUUAGACUUAUCAGUUCUGUUGUCAAUAGAGAAUAGUAUUUUCUGUGACAGUAUUUAAAACAUAUACCCUGCUUUACUUGUUGUCAGUAUUUUAUUAUAGCUAAUUUACAACAUUAUGAGAUGGGGUUUACGGAUUUUCCAUCAUAUUGAAUACAAUUACAAGGUAUUAUUAUUUUUUACUUAAAAGAUAAAGUGCCUUUAAAAACCUUAAAGGCUAAUCAAUAAAAAAUUGUAUUCUUAACAUUACAGGUCCUCAGAGUAAGCUUAGUGUUUACAAACGAACAAAA